Molecule: messenger RNA, 1285 nt
Organism: Danaus plexippus (monarch butterfly)
Lineage: Eukaryota; Metazoa; Arthropoda; Insecta; Lepidoptera; Nymphalidae
Exons: 8
Coding region: 256-1002 (248 amino acids)
Source: RefSeq, a predicted model, not a curated record
AUUUUAUAGAAGAUAAUGUUUAAAAUUUCGUAAUCGUUAACAAUAUGAACAUGCUGUGUAAGGAAAAUAUUUUCUCGUCCCAAUAAACGAAAAUCCAUGCGAAAUAUCAAAAGGAGUUGGCUAAUCCGGUCGCGUGACGGGAACUCAGUAAAAUUUAAGUAUAACCCUAAAUCUCGUCUAGAAUUUGGCUAUUAACUGGACAGGAUAUAUAAUAAGAAAUUUCAAGAUUAUCACCAAAAGGCUGGGAUUAAAAGUAUGGCGCUCAAAAUGUUACAAAACGCCCAAAAAGUGACGAGGAAUCACAGCGUUAGAUUCUCCAACGAUGAAAUGCCGAAAUUCAAGUCGCUUGAUUCACCCGAGAUGAACAAUGGCUUCACCCAGAGUAUAGACUCCGGGGCGCCCAGCCCUGACUGUGGGUAUCAGCCAGCGGCUCAGAGGUAUCGACUAAACGAACAACGCAUAAAGCUGCUAACAGCUAUCAACGUGGUGGUGCAGCAGCGAGCUGAGUUGGAAGCGAAUAGGAGCACUCUCUCCAAUAUGCUGGACGAGAUGAGAAGGAAAUUGAAGAGAAGAGUGGAGGAAUGCCAUCUAGAGAAGAAAGAGAAGAUGAAGGCGCUGAAACAAGCCAAUCAGCGUCUAGAGCGCGAGAAGUUCAGCAUCGUAUCAGAGCUGGAACACCUACAGAGGCACCUGGAAAAGGAACAAGCCCACCACGUGCAGCACGCGAGGAAUGCCACCGCACAGGCCAUCCAAGGUGUGACAAGGACGGUAGAUCAUCUCUUCGCUCCGUGUUCUAUGUCUGAACUGCCAAAUAUUGUCAGCAGGAAUGUCGCCAAGAACGCACCCUCGAGGAAUGCUGACAACAAGUUAGCUGCUGUGCGCCUGAUGCGUGACAUCGCUGAUCUAAGACAACGAGUCGCUGCUGUGGAGGCAAGACUUGCCAACGAGCUCAAAUGUAUUUCCAGCGUAAACGGCAGGCUGAGGUCGACAUUGUGCGAUUGAGGAAGGAGCUGUCUUCCACCAAGAGCUGCAUGGCGUCGCUGAGACUCCCAGGAAGGAAGACCUGUUCCAAAUUCGUCUGAUCAAGACAUUCAGACCAACUUAGCACAAGUUUCUACACUAUUAAAUGAUUUCUUUUAUUUAUAUUUUUUUUUCUGUGUAUUAAUUAUAAAUUAUGUUUCCGUAUUGUUUCUGCCAAAAAAAAAAAAUGGAGUGAAUAGAACGAUGUCUAUAGAAGUUUUUUUUAAUAAAAUUAAAUAUUAUUUUAUUUAUUAUUUGUGAAAUC